AAAUGAGCGAAAACUUAUCUCAUUUAAAACUCGCGGAAAAGUUGGAAAGUCAUCUUAACAAUCUUGGUUUACAUCAAUAUUGAGUUGAAAAUAAUAUUUCAGAGAGUCAUCAAGGAGAGGCCACCUCCAAAGUGUUUAGAAAGUCAGAUGAUUCAAGGAUAUUAAAGUCUGACAUCCUACCUAUCCUUAACAAUCAGAAGGCAUACAAAAUCUUUGAGUUCCUUUCACGAAAUGUUCAGUCUAAAGAAGUCACUCAGACACUUAGGUCACAGUUAAAAGCUUUUGAGGAAAAGAGUGGUGAAAAUAGCGAAAUCUUGAAGGGUCAGAAGUCUAAAUCCUAUUAUACCCUCCUCACAAAAACUAGCGAGAAAUUAUCUGAAAUAAAACGAAAAUAGGGAUGCUAACAAAGCUCUUCGUGAAAAGAUCGCCAGACUAAAACAGCUGAAAAAACAAAAUAUUGAGAAAGAAAAAGCUAUACAAGAAACCAAGGACACAGAAAAGAGAAUUGUCAGGGAAGCCCAUCUCAAUAGAUCAAGAAGAAUGUUAGGAAACUUUACCAAACUCCAAGAGAAGUUCACCCAAGCAGUGGCUGAUCUUGCAGAUCAGCCACCUGUUGGAAGAAUCAAAGAAACAUCUAUUGAGAAACUUGCAACUAAUCUUGAGAAAGUAGCUCAAGAGAAUAGAUGGAAGUAUAUGCAACAGCUUAAGAAUUCGAAAGAUGCUCAGAAAAAGAAUAUGGUUAAGCAGAUUUUACCUGAUCUUGGAGAAGAAGUCAUUACUAAGAGUCUUCAAAAUUUAGAACAUGCUAGAGUUAUGGAUCCAUCACUUAAGUUCUCAUCACAACUGUUACUUAAUACAGUAAAUGGGAUCAUCCAAAAGAUGUUUGAUCAAUUCAAGCAGGAAUUUACUUCAUUAUGAAAUUUCCAACAAAGUAACCCUGAAGAGUGCGACUCAGUUUCAGAGAGUGAAAAUUUAAUGAAGAAGUACAAGCAGAAAGUCAGCAAUCUAAAAGCACUUUUUGAAGUAGAGCUACAAAGACAAUUUACAAAGUCUAAGAUCUGAUGCUCAAAUUCUUCAAAAUUUGAAAGAGAGCUUCAAAAACAACUUGCUAUGAAGCUAUCAAGACAGCAAAAGCUUUCUUUAGCAGUCUAUCAAGAAAGGUUUGUUCAGGAGUAUAUUAAAGAAAAAUACCAGAUUCUUAAAGCAAAUAACGAAACCCUCCAGCAAGCUCUUAUGGGGCAUGACUGAUUCCAAAGUCAAGAAUUGCUCGAAGAUUAUAAUGAGAAAUCACUUGUUAACAUUAGUAAGGAAAUAAGCAUCUCUUGUUCAUUCUUACCCAGACUCAAGGCAAGAACAGAAAAUUUCGUUCCAAAACUAGUGAAUAUCUCCACUGAAGUACAGGCAAAUCUCAUUGAGAUCAGUAAUUUCGUAGCAGAAGAGCUUAAUUUGCUAAAAUAUGUGAAUUACUCUUCCCAAAACGUUCAAGAAGAAAUCAACAAGCAAGUCUACUCUUUGGAUAGGUUUGUACUGAACCCAUAUUCUUUGAGGAAGAAUAAGAUCUCUCUUUCAAAUCAAGACCCUCUCUUUGUCAUUAUGAAGAUCUUUGAGAAGAUGACUCGCAGGAGUUUCAAGAGUGGUAUAGACUUUGUGAUCACAUUGUAUGAGUUCCUUAAGAAAUCAAUGCUCUCAGAGAGCACACAGAAAAUCAAGGCAAAUAUUGACUAUACAGAGAAGCUUGAUGAAUUGUAUAAUCUUAUCCAAGGCUACGACACUAAAUUUGUCAAAUCUGUAUCUCAAAAGCUAGAUUUUGUCUCAACAAAGUUGGAUAGUUUCGAUCUAUCCCAGCAAGUUCAGAGCUCGCUAGAAAAAUUGCUAAAUAAUGAUUUGCACAAGUUAAUCCCGUUCAUCAAGGAUAGUACUGGAAGGAAUGCAGAGUUUUACUACUACAAGUUCGAUUCAUUGAGAAAGCAAGAAAGCGGGUGGUAAUUCUUCACAGUUAUUUCAAUCGAA
This is a messenger RNA of Moneuplotes crassus, 2010 nucleotides long. The record is from the annotation of a GenBank genome assembly. NCBI's taxonomy places the organism in Eukaryota, Ciliophora, Spirotrichea, Euplotida, Euplotidae.